Molecule: messenger RNA, 16219 nt
Organism: Spirodela intermedia
Lineage: Eukaryota; Viridiplantae; Streptophyta; Magnoliopsida; Alismatales; Araceae
Source: the annotation of a GenBank genome assembly
AUGGAGCAAUCUGCGGGUGACGGUUCCUCGCCUUCUUCUUCGGCGGCUCCUCCCCAGAAGAGACUGACGGUGACUCAGCGGGAUCAGAUCGCCGCUGAAGGGCGCGUUUUUGGGAUAUUGCAGUCCCUGGAAGACGCAUCGUUUCAAACGCAGGAAAGCAUGUAAUUUCCGUGCCGACUUCCACGGUUGCUUUGUUUCCGUCGUCUCUUCUCAUCUCUUUUCUGCUGGUUUGGGGGAUCUCGUUGUUUGCAUUAAUUCUCCGGAUUGAAUGUGUAUAGUCGCGCACUUUUUUACAUCCUGCAGCUGAGGGACUUUUAUUUUAAGUUGUUUUGUUUAAUUUCAUGUCUCGGUGUUUUGUGUAGGUUGGAGCUUUGGCGUGACAAGCAUAUCGAGUACUUAACAAGGGGUUUGAGACAGCUGGGGCCAAACUUUCAUGUCCUCGAUGCCAAGCAAGUUCGAAGACUUUCACAUUUUCCAUCGUUGUUUCCUCCAUGCUGACUUGUCUCAUGUCCUUUUCCUCUUCUUUCCCGCGCUUUUUUCCUGUAAUUGGUCGACGGAUCCUUGCUAUGUCUGACUAUUUUUGUACAGCUCGGCGUGGGCCUUUGAAUUAGUUUAUCUCAUAGAAUUUUACUCUUCUUCUGAUUGCUCCAGUCGUCCUUGGUUGUGCUACUGGAUUCUGCACUCACUUGCCUUGUUGGGAGAGUCCGUGGAUUCAGAGAUGGAGAAUAAUGUGGUGGAUUUCCUAUCCCUUUGUCAGGUAUUGAACCUCUCACGUUCAACUCCUCUUCUCAUUUGAUGUCAGCUGCCAGUUCAGUUACAGGUCCAUUGAAUUAGAUUCAAUCAUCAGAUGGCUCUGGUAAUGGUGCUAUUUUACAUGGCGGGGCCUUGAUUUUUGUUCACAAAGGUUUUAUAUGGGGAUUGAUGAAAUGUAACAUUGUCUUAUUCUUAUUGUUUGAUGAAUCAGAAUAAAAUUAAUGGGAAGAAAUAAUAUAACUUUUGGCAUUGUAAUGGAGAUGCUCAUCAUAGUGAAAUGCCGGAAAGUUGCAAUUUAUGAUGAAUUAUUGGGAAACAUAUUGCCUCAUAUCAAGAUGGACGAUCUACAAUGUACCUCAACUCUGACAAACUGUCGAAUCCCUUAAUUGGCAAUGUUAACUAUCGUAACUUUGAUUUUCUUUGCAGGAUAAUGAAGGAGGAUAUGGUGGUGGACCUGGUCAGGUCUGUUUCAUCAAAACUGUGUUGAGCAUUUCCCUCCUUUGUUAGAAAUGCUUCAGCUUUAAGUAUGAGCGCGAAGUAUGAUUGAAGAUGUGAAAUCAGUUCUUUUAUUUUGUUCUCAUCAAGCCUUCAUGAAUGGUUGUUGUGUCAGUUGUCUCAUGUAGCCUCAACAUAUGCCGCUGUAAACUCUCUUAUUACGUUAGGAACAGAGAGGGCCUUGUCAUCAAUAAAUAGGUGGUCAUUUUUACUUUAUUAAUAACCUUUUAUGAGAACAUUCACACACUUUAUGAUUUAUAAAAACUGACCAGAUAAUUUUCCAUAUUUCAGACAUAAAAUUCACUCAUUUUUAUUGCGAAUGAAGGAUGUCUCUGGGGCCUUUAGGUGAGAUUACUUACACUUUGAAGUUCUUCUUGUCUAGUAUACACGUUCAUCAUCUUAGCAUUGUCUUUGAAAGUCAUUCACGUGGCAUGUCUUUUUCUAAGAGAUCAGUCUAGGAAAGGGAUUCAAUUAUAUGAAAGUCUUAUGUGAUUUAGGGAUUUCACUGUCUACCUAUUUCUUCCUUUCACAGCUUAGGAUAACGUUUUUAAUGAUAGGCAUUAUUGGCCAUAAUUAAUCUUAUGUAGAAGAUCUAUAUGUUAUACUAUUCAGAAACUUAUUGUAUUUGGGACACAAACCUUGAAUGGUUUGUUUUAAUAUGCCCGAACCAUGUACUUAAAGACUUUUUUUCUUGAUAAAGUUUUAAUUUUUGCAUCACAUUAUCAAAUUUGACAGAGAAAAGUUAUUAGAUUUUGGUUAACUCAGGACGUUAUGAUGGGAUGAUGAAGUUUACAUUUGUUCUGUGUAUUUGUGUCACUGACGAUAAUGGUUGUUGAUUUUUAAAUGAAGUUAGUUCAAUAGAAUAGGAUUCUAGUUGUUUAGAACCUAGUGGACAAUAUGCCAUUACAUCACCACAUCAUUUCAUGCAAUUGAAUUAAUGCUUUUGGUUCCUUUGUGGCUCAUUCCCAAAUGGAGAAGUUGCAAUGAUUAACUGAAUUGACGAAGAAACAUCUUUCGAUAACCCUUCAAUCUUCUCUGUGUUACAUUUCCAUUCUCCCACUAUAACUAUAGUCUAUCUUCUCUGGGUCAUUUGUCAUCAUCCGGAUGUGAGACGGCUCUGUUUUCGCUAUUGCAACCCUGCAUCAUCUGCUUCAAAAAAAAGCAAAUGCCUACAUUUUCCUACGCUUGAUAUAUUUACAGAGCACCACUGAAACACAACCUCAGCAUCUUACCCUUAGAAGAAGCCUUAGAUGGCUAAUUAGAAUGAACUUGCCCACCUAAGAUUUUUUGUGUGAAAAUUGAAUGCCUACACCCUUUAUUUGAUCCUUGUUUUAUUCUCAAGAAGAGAAUGUCCCGUACUUCUGGUCUUACAGCUAAUUGAGCUGUGGUGCUGUCAGGUACAUGGCCCUUCCAAGAUACACGUCUGAUUUUACCUCUCUUGUGCAGUGAUAUGGCUACGCAUUGGCCUAUUUUCUUUAUAUAAAUUGCCACUCGGAACUUAACUAUACCAGAUUCUGGGCUCAUUCAUUUCCUGCUUUACAACUGCUUUCAGAAUGAUUAAUUAUUGCUAACCUUGGUGGUUCCACACCAACUCAAAACCCAGUGGCAAUGAGUGAACUAGCUUCAUCUUUAUUAUUAACUUGUAGUCAUCGAAGUGUGACCAUUCUUAACAUUCCCAUCGUGUUAGACCCAAUUUUCUGUCAUUGUCAUGUAUAUACUGUAGACGAGUUGCACGCGGUCUAAGAGCAAUCCAUGAGUUUGUUAAGGUAAUCUAGUUAUCUAAUUCAAAGCGAUUGGGAAUGAAGGAAAUACCCUCAUUUUUAUAAUCAUAUAUUUGGUGUUAUCGUACUCAAUACGGGAUCAUUCUUAGCAAUUAAUUGAGAAUGCUCUUGAUCCUAUUCAGCGAUCUUUUACAUUUUUCUCCUCACAUGCUGAAUAUGGCUAUUAUGGAUACCUUAAAUUUAUUCGCUUGCUCUGAAUGCAUCAUUCACUGUAAUAUUAAAAUCUUAGAGAUACGAGCUUGAUUUAUACAAUUUUUAUCCAUUGGCCUUUUGAAAACGUACUCACUAGAUAUGCAUUCUCAUCUAAUAACGAGUCUUGCUUUAUUUUCACUAGAAUGCAUGAUGGAGGAGAAAUUGAUGUCCGGGCUUGCUAUACAGCAAUUUCUGUGAGUCAUUUCUUUUGCUAAUCUUUGUCAUUGUUUCAGAGGUUUCCUUAUCUACAUUUAUAGCCUGUUUUCAAAUGUAUUAUUCCUAUUGUUGUUUAUACCUAUCCUUUGGGCUGAUGUAUCUUUAGUCGCAAGUAUCUGUUUUGGACAUUGCUCUUCAAUAUUAUGCAGAAUACACUGGGCUCGGGACUGUAACUCUCAACGUUAUGUGCUAAUAGCUGACCAGCCAUUAAGUUAUUUUUGUCCUUGUCAUGUGAUGGAAAAUUAUUUUCUCUUCUUUACAAAUGGUUCUAGGUUAAAAAUUUCCAUCGUAAUAUGACAAUUUUUCGAGGGCCUAAUUUUCCGUUUCUUUGCAUCUGUAUUUUCUUUCUUGAACAAGCUAUUUGCUUGUGUAUAAGGCAAUUAGAAAGCAAUAUCAAAUGAUACAGUUUGAAUUGGGAUUUUCUUGGAAAAUUAGCAUCGUCUGGUCGUUAGUGGUGUGGAUUUCAGAAUGAAAAAACAUAGGCUCAUCAAAUUACAGUUUUCUCAGACAUUUCCAACGUAGGACAUUAAGUUGCAAGAUGCUGACAACAUUUAAUCUGGUACAUUUUCAGGCAUCUCCGGCAAAAAGAUUCGUUAUAUCCACACAAAAUCUCUUAAAAAAAGUUCAACCCACCCAUUACACAGAAUGAAUGAGGUUUCCAAUGUGGCGUCUUCUGCUGGAGUUUUUUCUUAAUGUUUAAUUUCUGUUUCUAGCCGGUUAAAUGACAUCUUUGACGUCUAAAUGAGCUCCUCACCAUGCGUAUCUGACCUGUUAUAUCAGGUCAAUAGGAGGGACAAUAAUGUUGGCCUCACAAUUUCCAUAACUGGUCCGUCUAUCCUCCCAUGUUUGAUCCUCUAAUGCUAAUGUUGUCAAGUCACUUGAAAUGCAAUUUUAUGAAUGGAUGUUUACAAAGGAAUCCAUCUUUCUUCUUCCUGGUGUAUAGAUUAUUGGAUAUGAUAGGUGCUGAAUGUUUCGUUGAAAUCAUGAACCUGACUGUUGAUGAAAUAAUUCUCACUGGGUUUUUCGUUUUAGAGGCUUGCUUGUAAGAAAAAAAGUUCGGACCAAUGGGUUCUCCUACCCCAAUCUUUUGGGAUCAAGUGAUGGUAAUCAAUAAUUUAUUAUUAGGAAGAGUUACACCCACCCUCUGAUUCGAUCCCUGCAUAUCUGAUUAAUGGAGAGGGAGAAGGAGCCUUGUGAAAUGAAUGGACUUUUAAUAGAUUGAGCUUUUCAUUCCGUUCCCCUAGCUUUAUGUGGACCUAUACAUGUCUAAGUCCUUGAUAUCUGAUCUAAAGCUAGUACCUAACUGACUAAAAUUUGGCUGGUUGUAGAAUAACCUGAGAUUAGUAUCUGCAGGACAGACAGACCAAGGAACAGGAAAGCCUGCAACGGACUGGUAGAAAAUUGAAUGAUAGACUGAAAUAGAUGCCCAGCAACUGAGUUAAUCCACUCUGAAGCUAAGACAUACUGGUAAAUAGGGAUCCAUGUAUUCAACUUUUUUUGAAUGGAUGGCUUUAGUUCCUAUUAAACAGAUAUUUAUGCUGUUAAUUGUUCCGAGAUAUAGUGGAAGUAGGAAAGGGAAAACUGACUUAGCCCUUGUCAGGCAGUACACCAGUAUUUAUAUUGGCGUCUAAUAAACCUUUCCGGUAUUAUGGAAAGGACUAAUAACAGAAAUAUGAAAAAGGAAAUACAUCUAAUAAUAGGACAGAAAGGAAAAUAGAAAGAAGGCCUAAUAUAGAAAAACUUGUUCUGCGUAACACUCCCUCUCAAGUUGGUGCGUUGAUAUCAUUCAUGCCCAGCUUGCUCCUUUGUUUGUAAAACUCUGUUGCAGAAAUUCCCUUAGUUAAUAUAUCAGCCAACUGAUUUGUACAUGAGACAUACUCUGUGCAAAACAUCCUCGAUUCAAGUUUCUGUUUAAUAAAAUGUCUCUUCUACUUCAAUGUGUAUGGUCUUGUUAUGCUGAACAGGAACAUGUGUAAUACAUAUUGUGGACUGAUUGUCACAGAACAAAGUAAUCAAACCUUCCAUAGGUAUUUUUAAGUCAUUUAGUAUAUUUUUUAUCCAAAUGCCUUCACAAAUCCCAAGGGCCAUAGCCUUAAAUUCUGCUUCAGCACUUGAUCAAGCCACAACUCUCUAUUUUUGGCUUUGCCAAGUGAUCAAAUUUCCUCCAAUGAGACAACAAUACCUAGUAGUAGAGCGCCUAUCAUCAACUGAACCAGCAUAAUCAGCAUCGGUAUAGAUGCCUACUGUAAGAGAAUCUCCCCUUUUAAAUAGGAUUCCCAUGCCAAUUGUUUCUUUAAGAUAGACUAGGACUCAUUGAGCAGCUUGAUGAUGUACCUCCCAAAGGUCAUGCAUAUAUUAGCUUAGCACCUCAACUAAGUAAGCAAUAUCCGGUCUAGUAUGGGAUAGAUAAAUUAAUUUUCCCAUGAGCCGUUGAGUAUAUUAGCUUCAAUUGGUGUACACACUAGUUUACAGUUACUCAUGCUUGUAUAUUUGAGUAAAUCUGUAAUAUACUUUUUUUGAGAUAGGAAUAAAUUUCCACGAGAGUAGGCUACCUCAAUUUCCAAGAAGUAUUUUAAUUGUCUGAACACUUUGAUAUCAAAACAGCCGUCCGUUGUUUUUGAAGAGAAGUGAUUUCUUGCAUAUCAUCUCCUGUGCCAAUCAUGUCAUCGACAUAUACUAGUAUGAUCAUCAUUUUUCCUGAACUCGAUUGUUUACAAAAUAAGGUAUGAUCUCUAUUAGCUUGCUUGAAUCCCAAAGCUCAUGUUGUUUUAGUUAAGUGGCCAAACCAAGCUCUUGGUGACUAUUUUAAGCCAUAUGAUGCCUUCUUAAAUCUGCAUUCUUUUAGAAUAUCAUUUGGGUCUUUGUACCCUGGUGAAAGCUCCAUAUAUAUAUUUCUUCUGAGAUUUUUCUAUGCAAGAAUGCAUUUUUCACAUCAAAUUGUAAUAAAGAUCAUCUAUAAUGCACAGCCAAGGAUAUUAAUAUCCAAACUGUUCGCAUGUUCACAACUGGAGCAAAGGUCUCUAUGUAAUUAAUCUCAUAACAUUGGGUAAAGCCUUUUGCCACCAGUCGAGUUUUAAAACGCUCAUCAGUCCCAUCAGAUUUAUACUUAAUAGUGUAUAAUCAUCUACAACCCACGGUUUUCUUCCAUUUAAGAAGUAGCAUAAGUUCCCAAGUUUGAUUAUUUUGUAGAGCUAACAUCUCCUCUUCCAUUGCUUUUUUUCAUGGAGGGCUUCUUAAAGCUUCAUCAGUGUUUUGAGGAGUAUUGUGUUUAUCAAGUGUUGACAGAAAUUACCUAUAUUGUGGAGAUAGGUGAUGAUAAGAUACAUAAUUGCAAGAUGGAUAUACCUUUUUCUUUGUACAUUCUCUUAUUCCUUUGUGAAGAGCAAUAGGGCAAAUUUUAUCUCCUUGAGUAAUAAGAAGGUUCUGUUGAUCAAUCAGUGAAUUGUCAUAUUCAAUAAUAGAAUCAUGGACAUCUGUUGCGUCAAGUAGAUCUUGUUCAUGGGUAUCUGCUGCGUCAGGAUGUUCAUAGGCAUCUGUUGCAUCAGGCAGAUCCUAUUCAUUGGUAUCUCUGAUUAUCUUUGGCUUUCUUUGAUAAUAAUUUUGACCAAAUCGAUUUGGUGGAGGUGGAGUUGGAAAAUUUACUGGUAUCAUUUUAAGAACUUCAUUCUCAUUGAGAAUCUCAAUGUGUAAAUCAUGUUUUUCUAGCACAGGAAUAGCAUAGCUAGAUACUUGAGUCGUUAUCUACUGGAAAUAUAUGCUACUUUCAUCAAAUGUGACAUUAAUUGUCACAAUAAAUUUUUGAUAUCUUGGGUUAUAAAAUUUAUAUCCUUUUUGUGUAUUGGAAUAGCCCACAAAGACUACCUUUAUGGCUCUAGGGGUAAAUUUAGACAGUCCAUUUUGCGAUUGAUGGAUAUAUGUAACACUCCCAAAUACUCGAAGAGGUAAAUCUGGUCCAUAUUGCACAGUAAGAUAAUGACCCUGUAAUAAGGCUUUGCGAGUCUUAAAUAAUAAUGCUUCUAAUGGGAGACGAUUAACAAGAUGAGUGACCGUUAGUACUGCCUCACUCCAUAAGUACUUCGGCACUUGGGCUUUAAACAUGACAUCCCUUGUAAUUUCCAGCAGUUGCCUAAUUUUUCUUUCAGCUACCCCAUUUUACUGGGGUGUAUAGGGGCAAGAAAAUUCAUGAACAAUGCCCUCCUUUACAAAGAAAUUGGAGAUAAUAGAAUUGGAAAAAACCUUAGCAUUGUUUGAUUGGAAUUUCUUAGGAGUUAUACUAAACUGAUUUUGAAUUAGCUUGAUAAACCUCUGAAUGACACUAUUGGCUUGUGAUUUUAUUUUCAUUAGGUAAAUCCAUGUGAACCUAGUACAAUCAUCCACAAAAACCAUCUGAAGUCCCUAACACCACUGGAUGAAGGACCCCAUAUAUCAGAAUGUAUUAUGUAAAAAGGGGAUUCACUUUUAUUUCUAGUAGAAGGAAAUGAAAUUCGUUGCUGCUUAGGUAUUUGAUAGGGUUCACAUAUGAAAGUAGAUACACCAAUUGUAUGACAUAGUUUUGGAAAUAAAUAUCGAAGUACUUUUAUGGAUGGAUGUCCUAAACGACAAUGCAACAACAACAAUUUGUUCAAGGGAGAAGUAGAAGCAAAAGUGGAAAUGUUUGGACUGAAAUUCGUCAAUAAUGUCUUGUCCAUACAUCCUAUGCAGUAGAGUCCAUCCCAUGCUCUAACAUGUCUAAUCCUCUUGCCCAAGGUCUUAUCAUAGAAGAAACUGAAAUCGUCGUCAAAUAAUAUCAGACAAUUCAAGUCUUUACCUAAUUUUUUCAAUGACAAUCGAUGUGCAUUCAACCUUGGAACAUGAAGAAUAUAUCUUAAUGACCCUAAUUUUUCAAGAUAAAUUGAUCCAAUGCUAGCUACAGGUAACAAUCCCCACUUAUAGUAGUCACCUUCUGAUUAUUGGUACAUACCUCAUAUGUUAUGAAUAGUGAUGCAUAUGGUGUUAUAUGAUCAGUAGCUCCAAAAUCAAUGAUCCAGGAUACUUUUUGGGGUGAAGGUGAUGCCAAUGAUGAGGUAUUUAAGCAUAAUGAAAAACGUUUAGGAAAAUACUUACUAGCAUAUGUGAGGGAAGUGGAGCUGAUCAUUCUCCUUGGCUGUUCAAUUUCUUCUCUGAGUUUUUUAAUCUUUGAAAGGCUGAGAGAAAGUAGAUCCAUCUUGACUAACUCCUUGAAUCAUGGGCUCAAUAUCAUCUUCAUUUUGAGCAUUAGCCAAAUGCAACUUACCAUAAUUUGGUGGUUUGCCAUGGGUCUUCCAGCAUGCCUCCUUAGUGUGAUGAUUUUUCCAACUAUAAGUUGAAAAUAAGUGUGCUUUCGGGUCAGUCUUAGGAUCUCCUUUGAAGAAUGAUACUUUAUUAUCCCCCUUUUUUAAUACAUAGAUAUUUUUACCCUUGAGAGUGCUGAAUGCAACAUUUUCUGUCUUUAAAUUAUUUCUCAAAUUUCUAGUAUUUUCUUCUUAUCUGGCUAAUGCAAUUACCUCUUCAAUAUUUGGUACUACUUCCUGAGCAAGGAUCUGAUUUACUAGAGUCUCAUUUUCUAGAUUUAGCCCCAUUAGAAAUUUAUACAGUCUGUCUUUCAUGAUAUAAUUUCGUUCUUCAAUAUCAGGGUUCUUGAUUGGUCUGUAGUGGUCAAUUUCUCUUCAGAUGGAUCCAAUUCGUAAGCAUAUUCCAGAACAAUCAAUGUUCCUUAUACUAAAGUCAGAGAUUUCUGUACCAAUCUAUAAAUAUGGGAUUCGUCAUGUUUAGUAGAGUGAACAUGAUGAACCUUGUCCCAUAAUUCCUUUACAGAUUUCAAAAAAAGAAAUCUAUUACUUAUCUUUGGUGAAAUAUUGUCUAGCAUCCAAUAUUGAAUCAGUGCUUCUUCUUUUUUCCACUGAGAAUAUCCUAAGUUGUCAAUACUUGACAAGGAUUACGUCAGGUGAGAUCCAGAUUCCUCUCACGUAGAAUAAGUGUCACAUAUGAUGUCCAUUGGAACAAAUUGAUUCCGUCAAAUCGGAAUCUCUCAGUAAUUUUAGGGUGAUCUGAACAUACCUUAAUUACUUCAAAUGAAUGUCUUGGGUCAAAGGAUGAUGAUUCACUGACCUUUGUCUCCAUGUUCUUCAGCCGUGACCAGAUAGCCAAAAAAAUCUCAAAUAGAGAUUCCCUGAUGUGGUCCGAAUAAUAGUUUCUGUUCAAAAAACUGAGAAUAACUGCCACUGUCCAAGGAAUCCACCGGUCUGCUUAUGACCAAGAAACCUAACGAUUUCAAGUACUGCAGGCAGGAAGAAGAUAACCAGGUGACACUCCCUACAAUGUGGAGUUGUCGUCACCACCAAGGUUGGUUGAUCUUCUGUCGGCUGUCUUCAAACAGGAUCAGAGAGAAAGCUCUGAUACCAUGUUACGAGAUACAGCAGAAGCAGGAAAGUGAAAACUGACUUAGCCCUUCUCAGGGCAGUAUGCCAGUAUUUAUAUUGGCAUCUUAUAAACCUUUCUGGUAUUACAGAAAGGUCUAGUAACAGAAACAUGAAAAAGAAAAUAAAUCUAAUAAUAGGGCAGAAAGGAAAAUAGAAGGAAAGCCUAAUAUGGAAAAACUUGUUCUGCAUAACAUUAAUAAAAGCUAAUAUUUGGGUAUCUUCAAAUAUUGUUUGCUGGUUUGUGAUUGCUGUUGAUUUCAUAUAUUCCAUUCAUUUGGGAGAAUCUAGACAUUCUGUUUUCAUUUCGUGAUCCAUUUGCUGCUUCGUAUAACCUCUAUGGUCCUGCUUCGUUUUUCAUCUAGGUUGCUAGUUGCUUGAACAUUUUAGACCAGAAACUCGUGGAGGAUGUUGGGAAUUACAUUUUAAGGUUCGUUGCAUUGUUUUCAUUAAUAAUGAUUUCGCAGAUGAAACAUGCAGAUUUUGCGAUAUGUAUUUUCUGUUUGCGUCAUUUUUCACUUAGCUAGAAAUAAGGCAAUCAAAAUGCAUAAUCAAUGCUUGGCGUUCAAUUAGACUCCCUGACUCCUAUACUUUUUUGCUAUUUUUAUGGGUUGAUAAAAAAAAUUUAUGACAAUGCAAGUGGCUACGAUAUCCAAGUUCCCAUGGGAGGCUCUGGUUUUUUCUUCAUGGUAACGCUGUGAUGGUGAAAUUUGGAACUCCUACAUAUAACAUACACAAUCAUGGAGCAUACACGCUCCAAACUACACACAUCCAUGGAGCUGCUGUAUUCCGCCUCGAAUUUCUCUAUCAUCAACAAACGUUGGUCAACUGAAGUACAAUCCCAAUAAAUUUUAUGGGUAACAUGCAUAUUUCUGUGUCAGUAUUUACCCUUGUUGGGUGAUAGUCUUGCUGUGAUUUCUUUCUUACAUAUAGUAUUUUCUUUCUUCGACCUUGAUAUACAGAGCAGACUCUUUUAUAAGGCCUGGAGAAUUUCAGAAUUGUGUCUUCUUAGUAAUGGCUCUAAAUCUAAAGAGAUGGUUACAGUUUCUCAAUCUUUGCUGUUAUUUUCUUUAUUUAGUGUUAAAUUGUGUUAACACUUUCUGUGUCGAUUUUUUAGCUGUCAGACGUAUGAAGGUGGUAUUGCUGGGGAGCCUGGUUCUGAAGCUCAUGGUGGGUAUGUUUUUGUUCUGCAAUAGGUCCUUCAGCUUGACUUACUUUUAUUAGUAUGAUUGUGCUCUCUUUUAAAUCCCUUUCUUUGCAAAGCAUUGUGCUGUAAAAGGUUAGAUUCUCGAUUUUUUUUCAUAUUUUCCUCUCUAUCUGGUCCUGUCUUGUUGUGUCAUUCUCCUUAUCUGUAGGUACACGUUUUGUGGAUUGGCUUCUAUGGUUCUUAUUGGCGAGGAGGAUAAGUUGGAUCUACCUACCCUUAUUGUGAGCAGAUUUUUAAUCUACUUGAAUGUUGGAAGAAAUAUUGGAUAGAAGUUUCUUUUCUUCAGUUAUUUGCCCUGGUAUAUGCUGGACAUUCUUCAACUUAGAUGACAAUGAAGUUGUGCUAGUGCCAUAUGCUGUUGCUAACUGGUGGUUAUGACAAUGAGUACCUGAAAGCAUGUCGUCCGUAAAAUCUCACUCUGCCCCCUAGAAUGACAUUCUAUUCGUAAUUCUGCUUAGUAGCUGCAUAUUAAGGCAUACUAAAUCAAGUUAUGAUGUAAAGGGAGUUUAAUGUUUAAUAUUUUUCCUUUUCAUUUACAUUCAAAAGGUUUGUUACUUCGUUCAGGAAUAUGUGGGCUAUUGAAAAGUUCCUGCAUGUGAAAAAAAGACCGCCAUCUUCAUCACAUAUUUGGUGUUGAACUUCCAUGAAAUAUCACACUGACAAAUGAGAGUGCUCUGGAUGUUUUUUUUGAGAUGGUGUGGGAAUGUGGAAAGAAGAAUGUUGGGUGAGCAUUUGAGAAACCUUCAUUUUUGUGAGAGCAUUCGAAAUGGAACAGAAAGGACGUUUAAAAUUUGAAUGUUGAUGGCAAAAAGACAUGAAAACCUUCAAUGUUGAUGGACAUUGAAUAUCUAUGUUAUCUGUGACUGGGCAGGAUGACCAAAUAAUGUUCGUCUUCAUCUCUAACUAGAGGGACUUGGAUAAUGCAUAGAAAACCUUGAAUCUGCUUACAUAGAAGUUGGUAACUUAGCUUAGGAGCUGUGUAGACUAUGUAAACACUACUUGAGAGCAAUAUGCUCAAUUUUUUAAUUUCCCUCUGAUCCUUGUUAAAGGUAGGGUGAGAGGUGAAAUUGAAGAGUAGGGGGCCGAGGCAACCAACUGGAUCUCUCUCAAUCCCAUCAUUACCGCUCCUUCUCUGCAGCUUCAUGCUUUAUUUUCGUUGACUGAUUGAUGUCUAUGAUUUUGCCGCUGUUGAUUCUUCCUUUGGCAAAUUGAUGGGUUUGCCUUCAGUCUACCAUGACCAGUUGACAUUAUAAAUUAUGAGCUGCAAGUUGAUGAUUAUAACUCGUCACCUUUCACUCCUAGGCCCUUGUCAUGAGAUGUUCCUUCCUCAUCCUUUUCAUUUCUUCUUUGCCUUGACACAAUUCUCUCAGCAUCUGAAAUAGGACAGUGGUAAACAUGUGGAAAAGUAUGUUUUCCUCGGUACCAUGUCUCAUUGGUUUCUGUUUCUAUUUUUGUCAAUAUUGUUUAUUUGGACAUCCCUAUUUUUCUAGAAGGUAUCUUGCACUCUCUCAGAAAAAGCAACAAUCUUAACCUUGAGCAGCAACUCUCAAAAUUAUUGUUUCCUUCAAAAUUUUCCUCUUCAAACACUUAUUUCUUAUUUUCAGCUUUUGAAGUAUUUUAAGUUAUGCCCGUCUUAAUAAAAGGGUCAGUUGUCAUUAGGAUUUUUGUUAGCUUUCCUUUUUUAACUUACCUUUCUAAGCACUAGUUAAUAUCAUAUGAUGAAGACCAAAUGCAGUACUAGUUCUCAAUAUCGGUGAAUCAUUUCCCUUCUGUAACGACCUCUGUUGCUUUGAAACAUUUUGUCGUUCUACUUUCCAAAUAGGGUUGGCAUACUCGCUUGUAGUUUCGUCAGGUUUAACUGCUUUAAUUUUCCAAUGAUGAUUUUUUUUUUUCUUGUCUUUUAUCUAUUUUCACCAUAAAAUAUGAAAGAAAUGAGUAAAUCUUCCUCCACGGGAAAUUUUGGUCUCUUUCUCAGUUCUCAGGAUGAGGCUGAUGAAAUGAUUUGCGUCUUGUUGUGGCUCUCUUUCAUUAAUGAACUCCCGAACAUCUCAAGUGAAAGAGCAUUUUACCAAUAGAUGUACUUAUCGAUGCACAUAAGCUUGAACUCUGCAAGCAAUAGAGAUAUGAUGUUUCAGAAAGAACAGGUUUGUGAGGUAUGUACAUCAAGCCUGGAGUCAUCGGUCUUUGAACAGUGAAUUAAGCCCAACAUUGAUCUCGUAUGGAACCGAUGCGGAAGCCAUUAACUUCUCUGGAGGAUCAUCACUUUUUCCCAUUCUAGGAAAACUGAAAAUUUUUCCACAUAGAUUCUUUUAACAAGCUACGAUAAUCAUCUCAGUGACUCUGUCUAUCUGAUUUUUUGUACAAACUGUUUAUGUGAUACUCAUAUUCUAGGUGUGUGACUAUGAUGGGCAUCAAUCUGACCACUAGCUUGAAACCUUGUUCACAGCUGGCAUAAUGGGUGUCUGUUGAUUUAUGUGAGCAGAGUUUUUGGCUUGAAGAACAGUUAGUAAUUUUAUACUUAUGCUUUCCGGGUAUAAAAGGAGAUAAGUUGAUGACAGUCAAAAGAUGGGCGCCGAAUUCCUAUUCAAUAAGGGGCCUGAUUUCAGGUGAAGAACACAAUAUUGCUGCUUUCCCUUUUCUAAAAUGUUGGGUUUAGGACCCUGGUUGCAUUAGGGUUUAGAGUGGAGUAAAGAUUUAGAGCUGCCUUUCAGUAGAAUUAGAUAUUAAACUUCAAAUUUUAUUCCCGCUGAUAUUAUAAAUUGGACCCAAUUAGGCUUACGCAUUGGAUAGUGGAACAUAAUUGAGUUGGAUGCAUUUCUAGGAUUUUUUAGCUCUUUUCAAACGUCGUGAAGCUUCUUCGUAGCUUCUUUCUUCUCUCUUUCCUUUAUUUGUGUUGAGCGGUGGAGGAUGCACCUGUUGACAGACGCGUAUUUGACCCUUCUUUCCAUAUAGGAAACGACCACACAAUUGCUAUUUCAGCUAAGCAAUAACUGGUGCAGCAUCGCUGCUACAACAUAACCAUUGUUAACAAUCCAUUGCAUGAAGUCCAAGAGAGAAAAAAAGAAGGGAAGAGACAAUGUCAGAUCUUUCAUAUGAAGCUGAUGGAAGAGGGGUACACGGUUGAGUUUUACUGUUUAUACAGACGUCAUUGUCACAGACAUUUUUGAGUUGCUCUGGGAUUGCAGAACCCACUGAUGUCAUGCCAAGUUCCUACUAUCACUAUAAAUACUGUAUGUAGGGAUAUUAACAGUGCAUUCUGUUGGAAGAGGGGUAAGAGAAUCGAUCGAGUCUUAAAAUUGAGUGGAAUGAGAGUGAUAGUGAUAUUUUUCAGUAUCAAUAAUUAAAGCUUCUAUGCAUAUAGUCUCACAUGAUUCGUCCUAAGCUACUUGUGUAUCUGUGUAGGACUGGGUGGUUUUCCGUCAGGGAGUGGAAUGUGGAUUCCAAGGCCGGACAAAUAAACUUGUUGAUGGCUGCUAUUCUUUCUGGCAGGUGCUAGUCUUUUGAAUCGUACUUUAUUUAUUGGUUCACUCAUGCGAUCAUGGAUUUAACAUAGAAUUUUACCAGGGAGGUGCUCUUGCAGUUGCACAAAGGUUAUUGUCAUUUGUGGAUGAACAGUUGAAGUCAUCCUUUCUUGAAGGAAAGCAAGUCGCGAAAGGCAUAUGCAGUACUUCAUCUUCCUACCCGUCAGAAGGGGAUUCUGAUCUGGAUGAACAUCGAGGUGGAGAUCAUGAAACCAGUAGCAAAAAUAUUGAGGGUAGGUUCAGAAUAUAACUCAAUUUGAAGCAAUAAUACCCUUUACAAAAGUACAUUAAAGACCUCAGUGAGCUACUUAUGGAUUCGAUUAAAAAGGGCAAGGGGUGUUAUUUUAUGGUGCGCAUUUUCAUCUGACUGAUGUCUUAUGAACACAGGUGAAUUUUCAAAUAUUGGUUCUUAUUUCCUUGAGAGAGAAAGUGGAUGUGGUUCUCUAUUCCAUAGUGCUGCUUUACAGCAGUACGUCCUCCUGUGCUGUCAGGUACUCUUUUGAUCGGGAGAUACCGCUGUUCCUCAGAAACAUACAUUGAAAACUUUUCCGUCUUACCUGCUCCCUGUAUAAAUAUACUUACAUUGACAUGGUCUCAUCACCUGUGCUGAUAUGUUUUCCUGUCGUCUAUAAGAGCAGGGUUUACGGUUAUACUUGUUGUCAUAUUGUGAUCACUGGAAUCUUCAGUUUUUUUAAUUCGUUAACUUCAGAGUAUUAUCUAUCUGAAUGCUAUUUGGUACGAUAUUCUGAGAUCAUAUCUUUGGUCUUUCAUCAAGCACAAUUUCUUGGAAAGCUGAAAUAAAAAGAAGGCAUUCAGAACUAUGGCUUAAUCUCUCAUCUGCAUCAAUUCCCUUUUAUGGCCCCUCGAAAUCCUUCUCAUCAUGCGUGCAAUCUGGUGCUGAUGCUGUCGUCUGUAGAACUUCGGGUUCUAUCUAUUCGGAUCACGUUAUGACAAAAGAAUGCAAGAACUUUAUUCUUUCACCAAUCUGGAAACUUGUUAGGCGGGGGCUUAUCUUCUUCAGAAAAUACAAAACAAACUUUGGAUCUGCCCGGAUGGGCAUAUUUUUAAAGAACCUCAUGAGUUACAGCAUCACAUAGUCGUUCAACUUUGAUGUUUAAUGGGCUGCAUGUAUUUGGUAUGAAGCUGCAUUUUGAUCUUACAGAUCACUUCCCUUUCUUGAAAGAAACCCACCACCUGUUAUCGCCCCAAUGAACAUCACCAGCUGGUCACAUCACAACAAAUAGCGAUGAAGGCCCUUUCAUUUCAUGUUUAAUAUAUAUGUCUGUGAGGCCAAAAUGAUGCUUUUACUGUUAUAUGGUUUCCGUUGAUUAGUUGAUAACAUCCCUUGUCUGCUCUAAAUAAUUAAGAUUUGGAUUGACACAGGUUCUCGAGGGGGGUUUCAGAGACAAGCCAGGCAAGCCGAGAGACCACUACCACUCAUGCUACUGUCUGAGCGGCCUAUCAUUAUGUCAAUACAGCUGGUCCAAGAAUGUGAACGGCCCUGCUUUGCCAAAGACCGUGCUGGGUCCAUACGCUAAUCUGCUGGAGCCUGUUCACCCCCUCCACAAUGUCGUUUUGGACAAGUACUACAAAGUCCACGAGUUCUUCUCCAAAUCAUGA